AUGUCCCAAGAUACCACGCCGGCAGCAGAGACCCCGGAAGUGUUGCCAGCCAUGGCUUCACAGCGGACACACCCACGUCGCACCGCGCCCACGGGUGGCCCCUUUCCUCCAACAACAUUGCGUCGCCAGAACGCCCAAGUCCUCCUCCCAGAGGAUUUCAUUCAUGAAGCCCGCCGACAACCAGUAGCCUUUUCCAACGGCGUUCAGGAAGACGAGCCCGACUCCCCACCUACAAGCCAGGCCCGACAGGAUACUUCGACAGGAGACAACAGCAGUCGAGCUACAACACCACCUCAGGAAUAUCUGGCCAACUCCCCAGUUCGAACACAAGAUUUAGAAGUCACCGGCUCAUCAAGUCCUACCGAUGAGGACAUCCAGAGAAACGUUGAGACACUCCAACGUCGCCUUCGUGCAGGUGUCAUCACGCUUGUCCCCCGCCCUUCGCAGCGGGCCCAAACUCGGCCUCUGCUAUUUCAAGAACAACCCAGUCUUCAAGAUCGCAGACACCCGCGCAGUCCCAGCCUUGUUCCUCGCUCCUCCAGGCGCAUAAGGCUUACCUUACCCCCUGACGGCCCCGAGCCCGAAGUCGAUCCCUUCCGACCGCCGCCGCCGUACUCACCCCGUAAUCCCCGCCUACAUCCCACGAGCACGGACUACGACCUCACGACCAAUUUGUACGGCCGCCCUCACAACAAUGGUGCGCCGCCUCUCCCGCUCUACACCCCCAUCGCUGACCCCAGCGAACGCGUCCUCCAAUUUGGGGGAAGUGAGGAUGAGCAACGGAACGCCUUGGUGCGGUUGCGUGAGGAGAGGGGACGACAGCAACCCGAGGAGCGAUUGGGAGAGAUGCGGUUGCCGGACCGGGAAGGAAGAAACUACAAUGGAAUCGAAGAGUUGCAGUGGGUAAGAAACGCGGUGGCUGAAUUGGAUGUCGAGGAUGCGGGCUUGGAGGCCGACAUAAUUCGGCUAUUCAUGGACGACCCAUUCCCUUGA
Neurospora hispaniola is the source of this 993-nucleotide messenger RNA. RefSeq lists its product as uncharacterized. Lineage: Eukaryota; Fungi; Ascomycota; Sordariomycetes; Sordariales; Sordariaceae. The record is from RefSeq and is a predicted model, not a curated record. The coding region runs from base 1 to 993 and encodes 330 amino acids. The transcript has a single exon.